CCCUCCUUUGCUCCUUGCUUCUCUGUGGGAGACUGAAUAGGCUCCAGAGAUGGAUCUGUCCUACAGAUCCACCAUCUCCAUCUAUAAGAGUAUCCUGGAGCAGUUCAACCCUGCGCUGGAGAACCUGGUGUACCUCGGGAACAACUACCUGCGUGCCUUCCACGCAUUAUCCAAAGCAGCCGAGGUGUAUUUUAAGGCAAUUGAGAAGAUUGGGGAGCAAGCACUGCAGAGUUCCACCUCUCGCAUGCUGGGUGAAAUUCUGAUGCAGAUGUCGGACACGCAGAGACUACUGAGCUCUGAUUUGGAAGUUGUGGCUCAGACCUUCCACGUGGACCUCCUGCAGCACAUGGAGAAGAACAGCAAAAUGGAUGUGCAGUUUAUCAGCGAGAGCCAGAAGCAGUAUGAGCUGGAAUACCAGCGAAGAGCCACCAACCUGGAUAAGUGCAUGGCAGAGCUGUGGAGAAUGGAGCGGGCUCGUGACAAAAAUGCCCGGGAGAUGAAGGAGAAUGUGAUCCGACUGCGCUCGGAGAUGCAGGUGUUCGUUUCUGAGAGCCAGAGGGAGGCUGAGCUGGAGGAGAAACGCCGCUACCGCUUCCUGGCUGAAAAGCACCAGAUGCUCUACAACACUCUCCUCCAGUUUUACAGCAGGGCUCGGGGCAUGAUCCAGACCAAGGCACCACGGUGGAAGGAGCAGCUAGAAGCCAGCCGUAACCCCUCAAGCAGCCACUCACAGGGGCUGCUCUCAGCCUCCCACGGCCAGGGGUAUCCAUCAGGACGGCUCACGCCCACCCACCACGAGAUGCCCCAGAGACCCCUUGGAGACUUGACUUCUUCUGUGACUGGGAGUAGGUCCAGCAUCUUCUCUCCAGACCCUCCAGAAAUGAGAAUGUCUCCCCAGCCAGAGUCGUCCAGGUGGCCACUGCGGAGGACACCAUCAGCAGCCAGUUUGCUCCCUACGGGCCGUACGUCCCGUUCAGGUUCCUUCGGUGAGGCCAGCAGUGGCAGCGAGGGCAGAAAGAGAAGUGGCACAGCAAGAGUUCAGGCCAUUGUGCCCCACACAACGGGUGCCAACCGGACCCUGCUGCGGUUCGAUCCCGGGGAUGUCAUCACGGUGCUGAUGCUGGAGGCGCAGAACGGCUGGCUCUACGGCAAACUGGAGGGCUCAUCCACGUGUGGUUGGUUCCCUGAAGCUUAUGUCAAGCCUUUGGAGAAUACAAGGGAGAUGGAAGAGCCAGAUACCAGGUCCUUCCCACUGCGAAGCAGCCACAGCAUGGAUGACAUCCUGGACCGUCCCAGCACGCCGUCCUCCAGCAAUUACUGGCCUGUUGCUGCCCAGCCCAGCUUGCCAAGCCCACCUCCCCUCUCAGUGGGUGCCAGCAGUCACCAGAGUGGGGUGGCCGCCCCAGGCAAUGCUGGCUCCAAGAAAUCAGGAGUAUUUGACCAGCCCCCUGAACUCUUCCCACGAGGUACCAACCCCUUUGCCACAGUCAAGCUGCGCCCCACAGUCACCAAUGACCGCUCGGCACCCAUCAUCCGAUGAAACAGGGCUGUGGGCAGUGAAGAAUUUCAGCAGAGAAGGAGGAGGAGAAGUGAUUUCCAGCUG
Molecule: messenger RNA, 1603 nt
Organism: Hirundo rustica (Barn swallow)
Lineage: Eukaryota; Metazoa; Chordata; Aves; Passeriformes; Hirundinidae
Gene: BAIAP2L2
Product: BAR/IMD domain containing adaptor protein 2 like 2
Exons: 14
Coding region: 50-1540 (496 amino acids)
Biological process (GO): plasma membrane organization; positive regulation of actin filament polymerization; actin crosslink formation
Cellular component (GO): nucleoplasm; cytosol
Molecular function (GO): protein binding
Source: RefSeq, a predicted model, not a curated record